UGCCAAUAUACCGAAAAUAUACCUAAUGGGGUUAAUGUUUCUUUUUGUGCUUUUAUGUUAGUACAAAAGUUAGAGUUUGUUAUGUAGUGGAAUAUGUAAGAGGUCCGUACGGGAUUUGCUGACCAUCUUCUCGUUAUGAACCAUGUUAAAGCCUUACUUCAACAACCGGAAGAGUGGCCCGCCAUUGAACAUGGAGAAUCUGUUUGUACAUCGCGUUGACGAUGGCGAAUUUCCGGCGGAAUUGCGGUCACGGACGCCUAACACGUUCUGGCGUUCCCCAUACACUGGUGACACCGGAAGUCAAGUCAACAAAUCAGUUUGUCUGAAGCCAAUGUUGACAAUCACAACGCCGCUCAAACGACCCAAAAUUGAUAACGGCGGACAUGUUAAAAGCAUAUUGAAAAACAAACCGGGGGACGAAUCAUUUGAGGACAACACAAAGGAUGAAAGUAAACCAGUUCGGCCUUUGUCCGAGCCACAAACUCCAAAACUGAUUACGACCGGUACAGGUCAAGUAAUGCCGCAUGGCGCAGGUCCUGUACGUUCAAAAACGGCGGGAAAACGUGUGCAAUUUUCGUCUGUGACGGUAAAAGAAACCAAACGUGAUAUAACUAGUAGCCCGGUGAGCACAAACAACCUACAUACAUCUACCAUCAUCCCUUUCAAAGGUAGGCGGUUAUUUCUGGAUAAAAACAUAUCAACUCGAAUAUUAGGAACCCCUGCUAGAACCGCCACUAAAUGGCAGAAAAGAGGUGAAAGUGUGACAGGAUUCUCUCUAAGUGGCGGGGAAGCUAACAUAAAGUCGCAGAUUAAUGCAUUUAUAAGGAAACUCAAACUAGCGGAGUGUGAACGUGCGGCGAAAUCUUUUGACGAUUCCAGCAGGACGAUCGUCAUAGAGGACGAGACCUCUCAGAGGAAAACUGCUGACAAACUUCGAAGGUUAAGGUCAUGUCCCGAGGUCCCUAUGAGGCCAGACUGGAGCGAGUACGAUAUUGACAGGACACCGACUGUAAAAACGAAACUGACCUCUUCCGAAGUAUCUGACAAAAAAUCUCGUAACAAUGUCGACGACGAUCAGUCGGAUUCGUUAUCAGAAUCCGUUUCCAUAGAGAGUUUCGAGUCCCCUAAGGAGGACAAAGUUGUUGAAAAAACUCCCAGCGGGGCGAAAAUAUUCCGGCCCAAACCCAUGGCCUCCCUGUACACAAAAUACAGACACAUCACAACAAACGAGCUCAACAAAUAAGGUAAUUCGUCGGCGGGCAAGUCCAGGAACUACUACCGACUGUCAAGCCUUGGACGCAACUCUACAAACUUCUGUGACACCCGGAAGACGGACCAGAUUCUCGGGUGGCUAGAGGAAGUGCGCACCGCCAACACAGCGGAAGAGGAUGCUGGGACUAAAGGCAGCAACGACAGAUGACAACCUGUGUCUCGCAAGCUCUGUUAUUAUGUUAGCAUUUAUUUAAAUUAUUUUUAUCUAAAUAUCGUUCUUAAUUGUUUCACGACAUUUUGCCAUGUUUCACCUGCUUAAUUAGGAAAAGACUACGCAGCCAGAACCAAGCGGGGUCAUAUUCGCUUGUAUUGGUGUUAACGGUCCGUGUUCCCAUGCACGUGUACGUGGUGAAAUUGAAGUACACGAAUAUAGGUCAUUAUUUAAAAUGUUCGUGACUAGCUAACGCUAAAUAAGCUGAAUUCUUAACAUUUCCGCCAUUUCUUUUCAAAUUCAAAUUGCUUUCGGCAAAUUCAACAGUUUACUCUUUUUUAAAUGUUCUUGUUAUUUAUCAAAAACGUUUAUCUUCGACGUAUAUAUAGUUAUAUAUAUAUACAUAUAUGAAAACGCAUGUUCCAUGUAUAUGCAACAAUAGAGUGGUUGCGAAACACUACUUGUACGGGUACGUGUACGUGUGGGCCUCAUUUUUACACUUUGUCAUUCACCUAUGUGUACAAGGUACAAGCUUAGCAUGACAUGUAUGAAAGCAUGGGUACAGGGAUGUAUAUGAUUGUCAACGAAUAUACCCGUUACCAUUCUCGUACACAAGGGCAGGUAUUCAAUAUUCAACUUAAGUCAACCUUAUGGUCAUACAUCAUUGACUUCAUUCACUAUAUUAUCCAGUUAUUUAUAACAAGUAAUCCGAUUAGCUACAUCGUUCUUAGAUCCAAUUAAGACCAAAAUUGAAUAUCAGCCCACGGCGUUGGUGCUAUGCGUACAUACCUAGGAUGAAUGAGAAUGGCACGUAAAGGCUUAGAAUAAUAUCUAUCAAACGACGAUUAAACGCAACUGCAACUUUCACGUGUACAAUAAAUGUAUAGUACACGUCGUGUUCCGCAACCUAUCGUAUUGUCCUAAAGAAGUUGUACAGUCGAAGCUCGCUAUGUCGAACUCUGUCAUCUCGAUGUUCCGGUUAUAUCGAACAUUUUUUUUCGAAUAUUUUUGGUUAAAUCCAAUAUGGUUUGAUUUUCUGUUGUAUCGAAUGUCCGUUAUCUCGAAGUAAUAACCGAGUUUCCAACGACUUCGACAUAGCGAGUUUUUACUGUAUGUUAAAUGCCUCUUCCUUAGUUCCACAAGUAGACCCAACGGGCAUGCCUUGUACUGUAAUUCCUAAUGACCUAAGGCUCAAACAACGGAUGGAUCAUUAGUAGGUGUACUCACUUGUUAUCUCAUGCUCGAAGAAAUCUAUACAUGUCUCUAAUAAAACUGAUGGAGUUUCAGAAUUGUUUUAAAUUACAUGUCUCUAAGAAAACUGAUGCAUUUUCAGAAUUGUUUACAUUUCUGCAAGAAAACUGUUGUAUACAUGUCUCUUAUAAAACUGAUGCAUUUUCAGAAUUGUUUACAUAUCUGUAAGAAAACUUAUGCAUUUUCAGAAUUGUUUACCGAUCUCUUAGAAAACUGUUGUAUACAUGUCUCUUAUAAAACUGAUGCAUUUACAGAAUCGUUUACAUAUCUGUAAGAAAACUGAUGUAUAAAUAUUUUUCUUAGAAAACUGAUGCACGUUCAGAAUUCUUUAAAAUUUCUUAUUUGUUAGAAAACUGACGCAUUUUUGGAAUUGUUUACGUGUCUCUAAGAAGAUGUAUACAUGUUUCGUAAAACGGAUGCACAUUGAGUUGUAUGGCAUGACAGGCGAUGUUCUUUCAAAUUAUUCAAUAACUGACUUUUUGUAGUUUAUGCCUUGCAAAUAUGGCUGUAUUAAAGUACUGACAAUACUUACACAAAGAUUAUUUUGGCAGUAUUUGUAGGGCGGACAUGAUUUUGUUUAUAUCGGAUUUAUCAAUCUUCCAACUGGAAUAUUAAUUAAUUACCAAUUGUUAACCUUAUUAUUCCGCUAGUUUGAUGACGCUGAUAACGUACUUCAAAAUGGCACCAUUUUAGGACAGACUGAUCAAAAUCUAAGUAAAUUAUAUGUAUCAUGUUAACGGCUCGUGCAUGACCGCUUGCUUAAAGACAACAUGCAGUCAGCACGUGAAUUUCAUAAUUACGUACAGUCAACAAUUUAUUUACGAUCGACUUAUUUAGUUUUACCCUUUUAUAUAUUUCCCAUACAAGCAGAACUACUGUCAACAAUACAUUGUUCAUGUCUUUAUAA
This is a messenger RNA of Mya arenaria, 3581 nucleotides long. RefSeq lists its product as uncharacterized. The coding region runs from base 143 to 1243 and encodes 366 amino acids. The record is from RefSeq and is a predicted model, not a curated record. Lineage: Eukaryota; Metazoa; Mollusca; Bivalvia; Myida; Myidae. The transcript is spliced from 2 exons.